Messenger RNA from Gigantopelta aegis, 4062 nucleotides. Its product is annotated as conserved oligomeric Golgi complex subunit 3-like. NCBI's taxonomy places the organism in Eukaryota, Metazoa, Mollusca, Gastropoda, Neomphalida, Peltospiridae. Bases 4 to 2646 code for a protein of 880 amino acids. Gene Ontology annotation, cellular component: cis-Golgi network; COG complex; membrane. The record is from RefSeq and is a predicted model, not a curated record. The transcript has 22 exons. Gene Ontology annotation, biological process: intracellular protein transport; intra-Golgi vesicle-mediated transport; Golgi organization.
GCUAUGGCCGACACGUCAAUGAAGUUGGCUCGAGAUAGGUUAUCGUUGUGGGAAAGCAAAGUAAAUCCAAAGGCACCAUUGACAGACAAACAGAAAAAUGUCCUCAUGGAACUCACCGCUACGACUACACAGCGACCCUUUCCAGAGGAGUUACCAGCUGACGAUCUCUCGCCAGGUGCUGCUUCAUCUGUACCUCAAACACCACCAGCAGAUGGCGACUCACCUGUACAGCUGAGCAGCAGUCCCCUGAUGGGGGGUACAAAGGUGGAGAAUGCUCAACAGUUCUUCUCUUGGUUUUCGGAACUGGAAGAUGCUCUAGAGCGUGACGAAGAAAGCCAGUACAGAGACUACAUUGAGGAACUGUGUGGUCACAGGGACCAGUGUAAAGGUCUUUACACAGAGGUUCUCAGUGCUCUCAGAUAUCUUGAUGAUCUUAACAGUCAGUACGUGAAUGUGUCAACAAAAACCAACGCACUGCACGACGCAUGUGAACAUCUGCUGUCGGAACAGACAAAGCUGAUGAAUAUUGCCGAAAGUAUCAGCUCACGGUUGUCUUACUUCAAUGAACUGGACAGAAUUUCAAGUAAGCUGGGCUCUCCGACUCUUACAGUGACGGAUGAAUCUUUUGUUCCCAUGUUGUCUCGUCUUGACGAAUGUAUUCACUAUCUCAACACCAAUCCGAGGUUCAAGGAAUCUGACGUGUAUCUGCUACGGUUCAAGCAGUCGCUGUCCCGAGCUCUUGGACUUAUUAAAACCAGCGUCACCAUCAUGCUGCAAAAUUCUACACAACACGUCCAGCCGAGCAAGGAUGUUCCUCACAUGACUGAGAAUGCGUUUACUUUGUUCUACGGAAAGUUCCGUGCCAACGCGUCCCGUAUUAAACCACUGACAGAACAGCUGGAGAUCAGAGUUGAUAAAAGUCCUGAGUACAUGGAAGUGCUGACUGACUGUCACAACUGUUAUUUUCAACAGCGUGAGUUACUGAUCGGUCCGAGCAUCGUAUCUACCAUCGCAGACCUGGCCACCAAGCAUUCCCGAGAUCACUGUGCACUGGUCCGGAGUGGCUGUGCCUUCAUGGUGCAUGUUUGUGAAGACGAAUAUCAACUCUUCUUCAAUUUCUUCUCAACAACCACACCACUUCUAGAUAAGAUGUUGGAGCGUCUCUGUACCAACCUUUACGACGUGUUCCGCCCAUUCAUCAUCCACGUGAACCACCUGGAGACGCUGGCUGAACUGUGCUCCAUUCUCAAGAUCGAGAUGAUGGAGGAGCAUGUCGAGAACAACCCUAAAGAGUUGGCUGCAUUCCAGAGUGAGUGUAGUCAGAUGCUGAUGGACGUUCAAGAGCGUCUCGUUUACCGGACGUACAUGUACAUCAAGGCGGACAUCUUGAAUUACAAAGGCGCCACCGGCGAUCUCGCUUACCCAGAGAAGCUGGAGAUGAUGGAGAGUAUUGCCGAGGGCCUGAAAUCCAGUGACCUCAAGGGUCAUUCCCGGUCGCCCUCCACAGCAUCCAGCACAAGUCAAGAGGUUGCAGAGAUAAACAGCAAUGACAAACCAAAUGUGACCUCAGAUGUCAAGGACACUGACCCCAGUGCGGAACAUAACAACAACACUGAACAAAGCGAACCACGUCCACUUACUCUGAACAUAGCAGCUGCAAAUGACCAUGUAGUCCACACAAAGUCCGACCGUGGUCUGUUUGUGCCGUCCUCCUCGCUGGUGCCAAGUGCUCACAGCGCGAUGCCGAUGUCUCCUGCUGACCUGCACGGGAUGUGGUACCCGACAGUGCGCAGAACUCUCGUCACGCUGUCCAAGCUCUACAGGUGUAUCGAUAAAACAACAUUCCAGGGUUUGUCUCAAGAGGCUCUUUAUGCUUGCAUUCAGUCUCUUCUUGUGGCAAAGGACGGGAUUAUCAAGAGGAAGACAAUGCUGGAUGGUCAGCUGUUUCUGAUCAAACAUCUUCUGAUUCUCCGAGAGCAAAUAGCUCCAUUCCACGCCGACUUCUCAAUACGAGAGACGCAGUUGGACUUCACAAAGUUCAAAGAAAUGAGUCAAGCGGAGGGAAGCUUAGGUCUGGGUUUGUUUGUAGAUGCAGCUUAUUCAUUACUUCAGAAGAAAUCUCAGCUGUUUGUUUUAAACAGUAACAAUUCCCUGCUGCAGUUUAUUCUUGAGGGAACGCCACAAGUAAAGGAAUAUUUUGUCGACUCUAAGCGAGACGUGGAUCAGCAACUGAAGAAAACGUGCGAGGAGUUUAUCCACACCGUCACGGAAACGUUCAUCAGACCGCUGCAGACAUUCCUCUCCCGGGCCGAUGUUAUAAUUAAUAUGAAGAAGGAAGAAGUUGGAAAGAACAUCACGUUGCGCCAGCAGCCAUUCGCCACGCCUGAGAAAGUGCAUGAUGUUGUCACUGAAGCAUAUCGUAAUGUGAAAACAAAGCUACCCGGUGUUCAGCGGAGCAUGAGUCUGUAUCUAGCUAACCGAGAAACUGAGAACAUUCUCUUUAAACCUAUUAAGGUGAACGUUCUUCAGAGUUUCAAGCAGCUGUCCCAGAUCGUGGGCAACCUCUACCAGGAGGAAGACCAGCAGAUUAUAGCUUGUCCCAGUACUGAACAGUUAAAUCUACUCCUGUCGACAACCCCGAGCUAACACAAGCUUGAAGAGGUGUCUGGAAAAAGCUGUGAUAAUAGUGCUCAUAGGAGUGACCUAUAUAUACCAUGACGAUAUCUCAUGAGAGAGUGUGUUAUACAGAACACGGCUUCUUCUGUCGGCGAAGUGCUAGUGUUUUGUUCGGCCAUGGCAUAAAGCAGAAAUUAGUUGUCCAAAACAUUCUUGAGGAUAUCAGAAUUAUGUUCAAGAAUGUUUCUAGGAUGUUAAGAGUUCUGUCCGAAAAAUAGAGCAAACAUUCAUGUAGAUGGACAGAUAUGGAUGGAAGUAUACACACACACACAUGCAUGCUCGUACAGAGAAAUGACAAAACUGUUGUUAGUGGUUUUCCAGUGUGAAUGCAAGACUGAACACUCCUAUGUUUCUGUUCAUAGAUGGACAGACAGACAGACAACAGAACUGUUGUUAAUGGUUUUCCAAUGUGAAUACAGGAAUAGAGUAAUCAAUCUGUUUUCACAGUAGAAGCCAUGUCGACCUAUAAACUUAAAAGGAUUUUGGUCCAGCCAAACCAACCCCUGUAAUUGCCCAUGGCAACUGGCAAUGCUGUGUGUUUCAAGUUCUCCACAGCACGUUUUGGCCUUGGACUAUAUUCAGGUUUUUUUUUCAGUGGCAGGUUUUUUUGCUGUGGAUAUUUUUUUAAUUGCAGGGGUUGCAAACCAAUCCGUUUGUUAAUCCAAAAUUAGGUGAAUGUUGCACAUUUAAAACAUGGCGAUCCUCAAGCUCAAAUUGUGAACUUUUUGAAGUAUGGUUUCACUUUACACAAGGUUGUCAUAUCUGAUGUGAAUGAUAAAACAAUAUAUUAAAAUUCUAGUUUGUAUCUCUGCACAAGGCAGAGUUCAAAAGAACAGAAAAGGUAUUAGAAAUGGGAUUUUACUGUACAUCUAGGACCUAAUUCACUAAACUCUCACAACUUUGCGAUAUCGCAGUGCAAUGCAAAAAGACUUGCAAAAAAAAUGCUUGGUUGUCUAGCAGAGCCUAAGAUAGCUUUGUGAAUUAGGCCCCUGUUUGGGUUUCAUUUUCAAGUUGCAUUAGGUCGUAUUUUUAGUUACAUUCCACCAGAAUGUAAAAUGGGGUUUAUCUUAUUGAAUUUUUAUGCAACAUAACAUUAAGAAACAGCACUCAAAAAUACCUUUAAGUUUUAUUUAAAUUAGAAUUUUAAUGUCAAUAUUGUAAUCGCCGUUUUCAUAAAUACUAAGAAACUUGCUCUCUUUUUUUUUUUGGUUUCAAGAGAGAUUCAUUUCAGACUGUAAAUGGGGUCUUUUUUAUGGGGGGUUUUUAAUAAUAAUAAUAAUAAUAAUAAUAAUAGAUUUUUAUUUCAGAUCAGAGAUCCAUAGAACAUAUAUAAACAUCACAUACAAAACUGAUUACAUAAUAUACAGCAGCUUGUGCCAGCGAUUU